CCAUCGCCAUGGACCUGGGGCUCACGGCCAGCCAGCAGGGCAUGCUCUCGACGGCCCUCCUCUCUGGGAUGUUCACUGGCAUCCUGGUCAGCGGCUGGUGCGGCGACGUCGCCGGCCGGCGGUUCCCGAUCGUGGUCAGCAGCAUCUCCACCGCCCUCAUCGGCUGCGCCUCGGCGGCCUGCGGCAGCUUCCGCUGGCUCUUCUGCGCGCGCGCCUGCCUCGGCUUCGCGAUGACCCUCGGGGACGUGUCGAUGAUGGUGCUGCUGACGAGGUCACUCCUUUGAAGUGGCGCAUCCCCGUGCGCGCCGCAACCGAGGGCAUCUUCAAUGUCGGCUACGUCUAUGCGGCGGUGCUCGCCGCCGCUGGCGACGCCUACAUGAGAGACCUGAGCUGGCAGAGGCUGACCCUUCUCGCCUGUGCCGCGCCGGGGGCGCUGGGCCUGUGCGCGGCAGCGUUCCUGCCCGAGUCGCCCCUGCUGCUCGCCGGCAGGGGCGACAGCGUGGGGGCGACGCGGGCCUUCGACAAGCUGCGGCGCCUGAACCGCAGGCCCAACGCGUGCAUCGACGUGGAGCCGCGCGGGGUUCCAGCGACGGCGAGGGACCGGGGGCGGCUCGGCGACAGCCUGCGCACAGUGUUCGGGGAGCGCCACCUCCGCACGACCUGCGCCUUGGCCUUCGCCUCGUUCGCGCUCAACGCCUUCUACUUCGUCGGCGCGCACGCCAAGCGGCCGCGGGCGGCGAGCGCACGGGACAGCGGCCCGCUGGCGGGCCAGGAGACCUAUCUUCAUCGGCAGCCCCUUUGACCUCGUCGGCGCCGCCGUGGCGACGAUGCUCGCCCGGUCGCUGCCCCGCCGGCAGGUGCUCGGGCUCUGCAUGGUGGCGGCCGCCCUCUCGAUCGCGUGCUUCGGCCACGCCGGGCCCGGCCCGGACCGGACGCCCUUCCUCGAGGCUGGCUGUCCAAGGCUGGCCUCUCUGGCCUGUACUGGGUGCCCACGGUGGGGUUCGUCAGCUUCGGGCAGCUCGUGGUGGACAGCUACCCCACGCUGGCCUCCGCCACCGGCCUCAGCGCCGCCCUCUGCGCGGGGCGCCUCGGGGCGGCGGUCGCGCCGCUCGCGCUCGAGCACCUGGGGGACCUCGGUCUGUGGCAGCUCUUCUGCUACGUGUCCUCCGCGCUGUGCGCCACGGGCGCCGCGUCGCUCUGCCGGGUGCCUCCGCCGGGCGAGCCGUCCAAGCGCGCGGCGCACGGGGUGCCGCCCGCGGGCCGCGUGCUGUCCCUCGCUGGCACGUAGGGGCGCCCCGAGGGCUCCUCCUCCUCCUCGUCCUCCUCCUCCUCCUCCUCCUC
Molecule: messenger RNA, 1341 nt
Organism: Prorocentrum cordatum
Lineage: Eukaryota; Dinophyceae; Prorocentrales; Prorocentraceae
Source: the annotation of a GenBank genome assembly